AUGGCAUCGUCGUCCGAUUCUUCCGUCGACCUUGCCACUGUUGACGCACUCGAGUUGCUGCCUGACAACUCUGUUGCUAAUUGGCACUCUUAUGCUCAUUCCGUUGAGGUGCUCCUCUCCUCUGUUGUGGUCAGCGGCUACAACCUUCGCUCAGCUGUCUUUCAGGAAGGCAGUGAACUUCAGCCCGUGGCCCCCACCGCUCCUACUGGACCUGCCCCCGCCCACCCUGGCGCCGAGCCCUCUCCCCCCGGUGAUCCUCCCACCUUCGCGCCUAAUGUCAGCGACCCGCAGAGCUCGGAAACCGCCAUUCGCACCUACCGCACCAAUCUCCAAGAGCACCUGCGCCUGCAAUUGCGUUACGAGGACGACAGGCGCAUCUAUGACGAGGCCGCUGCCCGCUACAACACGUACCUGGAGGACCUGGACACCUACACUGCAGAACUUGCAGACUACACCACGAAAAUUAAUGCCUGGCGGGUUGCUGAUCGGCGUGCGCUUGCCAUUCUUCUCGCCACCAUCCUCUCCUCCCUCAAACGCGAGCUCUCACCUACCUCCUCCUCCCACCUGUGGCGACUGCUAGUCGACCUUUUCGAUCGGCAGGACGUUGCCACUCUUUACACCCUUAUCAAGGAGUUUGGAACUCUCUCCAUGGAUUCCACUUCUGGCGCAGCUGCUUUCACUUGCCGUGUCUUAGACCUUGCUCGGCGCCUUGCAACACUCGAUGUGCGCGGCGGCCAAACCACCCAUGCCACUGAGACGUGCUUCAAGGCACUCAGUGAUGAGUGGUUUGCCCGUGGCAACACCGGCACCCCUCCUCGCUGGUCCGCCCUCAACCCUCGCCCCACUCCCCUUGAGGUCCGUUCCUCUCCCCUUUAUGAACCUCCCUCCUCCACCCACGCCCACCAGGCCCUCGCCCCUCCCCAGCAGCAGCACCAGCAGCAGCAACAGCAGCAGCAACUUGGGAAUCAGCAGCAGGGGUCAUAG
Messenger RNA from Closterium sp. NIES-65, 984 nucleotides. The record is from the annotation of a GenBank genome assembly. Lineage: Eukaryota; Viridiplantae; Streptophyta; Zygnematophyceae; Desmidiales; Closteriaceae.